Messenger RNA from Haliotis rubra (blacklip abalone), 744 nucleotides. RefSeq names its product multiple epidermal growth factor-like domains protein 10. The coding region runs from base 13 to 744 and encodes 243 amino acids. The transcript is spliced from 6 exons. Lineage: Eukaryota; Metazoa; Mollusca; Gastropoda; Lepetellida; Haliotidae. The record is from RefSeq and is a predicted model, not a curated record.
AAAACAACUUCGAUGUUGAAUCAACUUUCAAGGAUGUGGAUUCUGUUCUUUACUGCACUGUCAGCCUCCAUAGCUGUUCAAGACAACAGUUUGUGUGAGUGGAGGAAAUAUGGCGAGCACUGUAACUUGACUUGUCAUGUGAACUGUGCCCUUGUUCCACCAAGAAAUCUUCAGUGCUGUGACAGAGACACGGGGAAGUGUCUUGGGGGAUGUCGGCGUGGUUGUCAUGGUGAUCUGUGUGACCAAUCCUGCAGCGUCACCUGUCCAGAAAGGAGAUGUAACCAGCAAACAGGGUACUGCACACUUGGCUGCAAUGGGACCAACAUGGACCUUUUUUGUAACCCUAUAACAGAUUGUGGUCGUGGCUGGUAUGGAGAUACGUGUGAACAUCCCUGCAACAGGAACUGUGUGGAGGAAAGAUGCAACCAUACAACUGGAGUAUGUGUACUUGGCUGCAAUGGGACUUAUACUGGAGAGUUCUGUAACAUCACGAAAGCAGCUGCGAACAACAAGGAAGGAGGAAGGGGCGUGAUUACCAUAAGGGUUCCUGUGUUCCUGGCUGCAGUUAUAACAGUCGCACUUGUGGUCGCAGUCGCUGGCGCUGUCGCUCUCACAAUCAUCAUGUUAUUGAGAAGGCGGAGAGACCAGAACAGGAUUUGGAAAACACAGGGAGACAGGAUAUACCUCGAAGACCCCGAAUUUACACUUGGAGCCUUGGGUGAAGGCAGACACAAGACAAUCUGA